UGUAAGUGACUCUUUAGAGAUUGUUCACUGAAACAGAAUGAACUCGCCGGUCCACUCAGAUGAUUCAGUAAAGUCACAGGAGUGGAAAGACAAGGUUUCCCACUCACAGAGUCACUGUGGCUUUCCUCUAACAGCCUGGUCACCAGUAGAAUCAUCAUCACUGUCGGCAUUUUGAUUUUUGCACCUAACCUUUGUACUGCUCGACAUUUAUUGUUUCAAAACUGGAUUAUAGACCGUGAAGGCUGCAUUUCCAAUUAUAGUGACAAAAACCAGGAAUCUUGAAACUGGAUUUGGAAAAAACAUGGUGACUGAAAUUUGAAAGGCUACUUUUUCUUCAUUACAUCAGCAGUAAAGACCUCAUGAAGCUGGAUUUUCCUGAUCAACUGGACUGAUGUGGUAACAGUCUCCAGCCUUGUUCAAUGCUGACUCCAUCAUGCUGUACUUCCAGGUGGUGAUCCUCGCUGCUACAGUGAUGCUGGUUUACUACUGUGAGUUCACUGACACUUUCAGUCCAGCAGAGCAGGGCUUCAUUUGCAGAGAUCCCACUUUGACCAAACCUGAUCCUGGACCUGAACAGAACAGCCGCAUACCACCGAUAAUACUGUACUCUGUGGUGAGCGGACUACCUGUUGUACUGAUUUCAGGGGUGGAAGUAGUCAUCUUCCUCUUUUACUACAACUCAAACAACUUUUAUGAGCAGGAGAAGGUUGUUGUCGUGGGAGACUGCUGCUAUGUUAACCCCAUGGUGCGCAGGACCGUCCGUUUCCUUGGUGUCUUUGUCUUUGGUUUGUUUACAACAGACAUUUUUGUUAGUACUGGUCAGAUGGUCACAGGAAGUCUGGCUCCCUACUUCCUGUCUGUGUGCCAGCCCAAUUACACUGCUCUCGGCUGCCAGGAUACUGCGUUCUUUGUGAGCCAGUCAGAUGGCUGUACUGGUGACCCUGAUAACAUCAUCAGAGCCAGGAAGACAUUUCCCUGCAAAGAGGCUGCACUCAGUGUCUACUUAGCUGUUUACUUGGCAAUGUACAUCAUGUCCUGUGUUGGAUCCACAGUGGGGCGUCUGGCUGGGCCCUUUGUCAGCCUCUCAUUGGUCAGUCUGGCUUUGCUAACAGGCAUCAACAGAGUGGCUGAGUAUCGUAACCACUGGAGUGAUGUUAUAGCAGGACAAGCCACUGGUGCUGCCGUCGCUGUCUUUCUGGUUGUUUUUGUGGUUCAGUAUUUCAAAAAGAGAUCUGUGAUUCCCCAGAGUCCCUCAGACUCAGGCACGGCUAAUACUGAUGAGGUUUCCCCUGAAGUCAAUCACAAUAUGGAGACCAGUGAUAAGAGCCCAGGAUCCAUCACAGAAGUCACAUGACUAUGAUGGACCACCCCCUCACCCAACCACAUCAAGGGGGAGAUUGACGUCACCAAUUCUGUGUAGUUCAUGGACCUUUGUUUUUUACAUCAGUCUCAUUUGUUUUAAGCAACACUUUCUUUCAUUUAACAAUUAAUCUAUCAUUGCCACUUUUAUUUUGCACUGUAGUGUUGUUCUCCCAGGGUCAAAUGUGGCAGGUACAGUUAAAAAAUGUUUACUGUAAAUGUACUGUCAACUUCAGAAAUGUCACUGUGGAUAUUGUUGCAGCCAUUUUAAUUAAUAUAUGAUUUGUUUUCUAUAUGGGUAAAAGUAUUUGAUAUGUGUGUUCAAUGUAAAUUUAAUGUGAAUACAUGUAGCACAUGUUAAUGUCAAAUAUAAGUCAGUAAUAUUGCAUGAUAUCAUAGGUUAUAAGGAGGGAUAAAGGGAUAAAUAAUAACUAGUUUAAGACAGGAUCAUUGGUUGUCACCCCUAACAUGUCUGUGUUAU
Messenger RNA from Oreochromis aureus, 1840 nucleotides. Its product is annotated as phospholipid phosphatase-related protein type 5-like. The transcript has 6 exons. The record is from RefSeq and is a predicted model, not a curated record. Gene Ontology annotation, molecular function: phosphatidate phosphatase activity. Gene Ontology annotation, biological process: phospholipid dephosphorylation; phospholipid metabolic process; signal transduction. The coding region runs from base 434 to 1354 and encodes 306 amino acids. Lineage: Eukaryota; Metazoa; Chordata; Actinopteri; Cichliformes; Cichlidae.